Molecule: messenger RNA, 570 nt
Organism: Protopolystoma xenopodis
Lineage: Eukaryota; Metazoa; Platyhelminthes; Monogenea; Polystomatidea; Polystomatidae
Source: the annotation of a GenBank genome assembly
AUGAGGCGUGUUUUGGAGCAAUUGGGAGUGUGGGAUUGGGCCAACAUGUCACAUGUCUAUGAAUUGCGCGCCGAUCCCUGCCUCAUGCGUCAUCGAGGCGGGAGGGUGACGAGUCCUGGCCGGUCCGGCACGGUCCAGGCUCGAGCUCCACCCGCCCCUCCCGACGGAGCAGACCUCGUUUUUGGGGCACGCGGUCGCCGGGACUCGCGGCCCCACCCAACGGAUGAGUCAGCCCGACGGAUGCAGCCCUCUCCCGUGGUGCUGGGGGUGGGAGUGUGUCGGCCUCGCCCCGCAGACCGGAGAUGUCUGAAUGACUGUGGCUCUGGUUGUGGGUGUGUCACAGCCUGGUACCAUCGUGUCUGGUUGUGCUCAUGCCGGGCUGGAUGUGUGCCCACAAGCCGCCGCACCACCGUACCGCGGACACACCGACACGCCAUUGCUGAUUGGUUGACUGCCGCCUCGACGGGAUUAAUCAGCACCGCAAUCGAUCGUCUCAUUGGAUCCGUCUUCUGUCGGCACCUCAAGUCACGAGUGUUGGAUUAUGUCCGCCUUUUACGUGAAACUGGAUAA